Molecule: messenger RNA, 2519 nt
Organism: Brienomyrus brachyistius
Lineage: Eukaryota; Metazoa; Chordata; Actinopteri; Osteoglossiformes; Mormyridae
Gene: kazald3
Product: Kazal-type serine peptidase inhibitor domain 3
Exons: 4
Coding region: 513-1403 (296 amino acids)
Biological process (GO): regulation of cell growth; regulation of signal transduction
Cellular component (GO): extracellular region
Molecular function (GO): insulin-like growth factor binding
Source: RefSeq, a predicted model, not a curated record
AACUUUUCCCAGCCAUUUCAAGCCUAGGUACAGACCAGUCUCUCCUGUGGGAUGGGCAUCGAUACAGGGCGAAAGAUCAAAGAUUUCCGGUUGACUUUAUUUCCCCCGCAUUUUACAGUGUAGAUAGGUUUAAAGAAACUUUUCUUUUCUUUGGUUUUCAUAGGCUUUUGUUUAAAUGCAUCUUCCUUUUUCUGUUAUUGUUUUGUGCGCCAACGAGAACGGGAGGCACCCGUGGGGCUAAACCCGAAAGACCCCCCCCCCCCUUCCUCCUCAAGCCAAAAAGCUUCAGGAAUGAAGACAAGACACAUGAAGUCAACUCCAUAGGCAGGACGCUGUGGAAAAAAGAAAAAAGAACUAUAUUACAAAACCAGAAGAGAAGAAGGACCGACGAUUUAUGGAAAGAAAAUGUUAGGAUUGUUAUAAUUUCUCUGACAUUUAUCAAUAAGGAGUGGAAACAAUAAGUGGAAACGAACUGAAAACAGCUGGUAGCUGUAAGAUCAGACAUAAUCAAAAUGUUACAUAUAAUACUUUUAGUUACAGUGUUGCACCUCAGAAAUAGUGAGAGCUUCCCAAACAGCAGACUUGACAGCAGUGAUGAAGAUGGUGACUCCGUUUAUUACCACACCGCGGAAGCUGAACCCUACGGCAGGAAUGGGACGGAGUGUGAGCAGUGUGUGCCGGAUCAGUGCCCGGCAGCUGCGGGCUGCAGAGCCGGGCUGGUUCUGGAUAGAUGCGGCUGCUGUUACGAGUGCGGCAACUCGGAAGGGCAGCUGUGUGACCUGGAUAACAUCAACGUCUUUUACGGUCUCUGUGGAUCCGACCUGCAGUGUAAAAUCGACAUGUCGGAUCUGAGACACGGGGAAGUUCUUGAGCCGCAGUGUGUGUGUGUGUUUCAGGAGGCAGUGUGUGCUUCGGACGGUAGGACCUUUUUAAGUCUUUGUCAGUUUAAAGAUGCCGCUUAUUCACAGCCAGGACUGCGCGUCCACAACGGCGGGCCAUGUCAAACAGUUCCCCUUAUCAAGGUGCCUCCACACAACCGCGUCAACGUGAGCGGCAGCACCGUGGUCUUCCUCUGCGAGGUGUUCGCCUUCCCCAUGGCCUUGAUAGAGUGGCGGAAAGAGGGCAGCAACCUCAUUCUACCAGGGGAUGACCCUCACAUCUCUGUACAGUCACGCGGAGGCCCAAUGAAAUACGAGCUGUCUAGCUGGCUACAAAUCGAGGGUGUCGUCCCAGGGGAUGCAGGCAUGUAUCACUGUGUGGCCCACAACCAGCUGGGCAACGUCUCUGCGUCCGCAGUGCUGGGAGUUCUGAGACCAGAGGAGGUGUCUGCGUUUUCCUCAGAAGACAUGCCAGCAUCGUUUGCUUAUGAUCCACAGGGCGACUUUGACGAAGACUAUUACUAAUACUGUCAUCUGACCGCAUAUGGCGCAGUCCUGCCCGAUGCAAGCCGAAGCUGCUGAAGUCUGCGCUACAGACUGUGCUUGCGGUCAGCACCACUUCCCGAGGUUCCCCUCUGUGAACGGGACCUUAACAGCUGCUGCAAAUGGGCUUCCAUGGCAUUGGCCUGAUUCAGGAAUAAAGCAAACGGAGAGGAGCUUUGUUGACACAGGCUACUGGCAUGACUGGCUUUAUUGCCCAAAGAAGCUGAAGAAGGCCACAAUUUAAGAUAUCAUAUGCAUUGCCAAUGUGUGUUAUUUUAAACAAAAGAAGAUGCAGAUGGGUGUUUUAAAGAUAUGUCCUAUUUCCUCUGGGAUUAUAUACAUACAUUGCAAAAAAGCUUUUGAUUUUUGAGCAUGUAAUACAUUAUCUAAAUUAUCUAAAUAACCUAUUGUCAGAAAGCUAUCCUGACAAUGCCCUUUAUGAUAUCCCAGACGUGUCACUGGAAUAUGUUAUGAACGUCUUACUGUGUCCUUUUCUAAUUAUUAUUUAGCUUAGUUUUUUUGUUUCCAUAUAUGGUAUCUCUUUAAUCCGUGGACCACAUGUGUCAGCAAGCCAAGCUCAUAUAGUGAAGUCUAGUCUGCAGAUGGUUUUAAUGUUUGGCAACACUCAAGAAUCCAGCAAUGAAUGGUGUCCUCAUCAUAUGACAGGGAAGUUGUUAAUCAUGAUUGCAGGUGACAUGUUGCUAAGUCACGGAUUCCCUAACUAACCAACAACCUCAGCAACCCUUCCCCCCCCCUUGCAUGAACUCACUCUGCUUUUUAAAACACCCUCCCACCUGGAGUCUGUUUUCUCUUCUGUGUUCCUCUGCCAACAUACUGCUCCCGUUUAUAUAUUUUUAUGAAAAGAUCAAGAAUCCCUUGAAUGUGACAUUUUCCAGCCCUACAGUAGAGUUCACUCAUUAAUCUAAUGCAUAUUUUUUUCCCCUUAAAACUCCUACGUGAAGUUUGGUUUUUGUUUUGUUUAGGCAAUUUAGAUGCUUGUACACAUAAUUGGCACAAUCUAGAUUCUACUGUUGUUUCUGGUAUUAUUGUAUUUCUAUGCGUGAAAAUACAUUUAAAUAAAGUCGUCUUAUGAUCACA